This is a messenger RNA of Fomitopsis serialis, 2039 nucleotides long. RefSeq lists its product as uncharacterized. Gene Ontology annotation, biological process: xylulose metabolic process. Lineage: Eukaryota; Fungi; Basidiomycota; Agaricomycetes; Polyporales; Fomitopsidaceae. Gene Ontology annotation, molecular function: D-xylulokinase activity. The transcript is spliced from 5 exons. Gene Ontology annotation, cellular component: cytosol. The record is from RefSeq and is a predicted model, not a curated record. The coding region runs from base 86 to 1951 and encodes 621 amino acids.
GGAGGUGAUGAUGCAUGGCGCGUUCCCCAGAUCACGUGGGCGCGUUUGAUUGGAACGCGUCGUCGGUCCGGAGCAUAGCCGUCGUAUGUCGCGCGGCGAAACCGAUAAUGUCCCGGCCAGGGUCCGCUGCAGGCCCGCUCGCCCGCUCUCUCAGCCCAGAACGCUCGACCCAUUUUCCCGAUGGACCAUCCACUCUCCCUCUCGCCAUCCCCUGCCGGCCUUCCGACUCGCUAGCCUCCCCGGCGCGCUCGCAUCAUCCUAUAAAGCCCCUCUCCGCACCCGACAGUCGGGAUCUUGUCUUCCCCAUCCCCCGCAACACUACCCCACACCCCACAUAAACCCCUACCUCCCGCGUGAGGCCCUCUUCCUGACCAUGGAGACCUCACCCCUCUUCCUCGGCCUCGACCUCUCCACCCAAGGCCUCAAGGCCGUACUGAUCACGGAGGACAGCGAUGUCGUACAUGAAUCAUCUGUCAACUUCGACCGCGACCUCCCCAACUACGCGACCACGAACGGUGCCAUCCGCGGUCCUGGCCCUGGCGAAGUCACCUCUCCCGUAUGCAUGUGGCUCGAGGCCUUCGACCUCCUCAUGGAGCGGAUGAAGGCCGCGAACGUCAACUUUGGGCGGAUUCUGAGCAUCUCUGGCGACGGUCAGCAACAUGGAUCCGUGUACUGGUCUGAUGACGCCGAGCGUAUGCUCGCGACGCUCGACCCAGAACGCCCGUUGGAGCAGUUGUCUCCUGGCGCGUUCUCGCUCCCCAACGCGCCCAUCUGGCAGGACUCCUCCACAACUCGCGAGUGCCGCGAACUGGAAGCAGCCGUCGGCGGGGCGCAGGCGCUCGCGGACCUGACCGGAAGCCGUGCCUACGAGCGGUUUACUGGCACCCAGAUUGCCAAGCUUCGUCGCACGAACCCCGCAGCGUAUCAGGCAACGGCGCGGAUUUCCUUGGUGUCUUCGUUCAUGCCUUCGCUCUUCUUGGGGUCAAUCGCUCCCAUCGAGGUGUCAGACGCAAGUGGAAUGAACCUGAUGGAUGUACUCACCUGUAAGUGGGACGAUACUCUGUUGGACGCGUGCGGAGGCCCGGAGCUGCGGGAAAAGAUCGGGCCAGAGCCCGCUCCGGGUGGUACCGUGCUGGGCACGAUCAGUCCAUGGUGGGUGGGGCGUUGGGGCUUUAACCCCGCCUGCUGCAUCGCGCCGUUCACAGGUGAUAACCCAGCCACCGUCGUCGCACUCUCCACUCCCGGAGAUGCCAUCCUUUCCCUCGGGACCUCCACUACUCUCCUACUCUCCAUCCCUCCCUCCGACUCCGCGCCCAAGCGCUUCACGACCUCGCACCUCCUUUCCCACCCUACCACGAUCGAUGCGCACAUCGCUAUGCUCUGCUACAAGAACGGCGCGCUCGCACGUGAGCAGGUCCGGGACGCCUACGCCGACGGGCACUGGACACGCGUCCACGGAUCCUUCUUCUUCCGUACCAACCCCUCCGUCUCGCCGCCCGACGUGCGCACGAUCACUGACGUAGAGAUGCCGCGCACCGCACACCCCCGGGCGAUCCUCGAGUCGCAGUUCCUGUCCAUCCGCUCGCGCAUCGCUGCGAUCCUACCACCGGACGCCGCUCCGCUUCAGCGGCUCGUGCUGAGCGGCGGGUCCUCCGCCAACGCGGUGAUCCGCCAGCUCGCCGCGGACGUGUUCGGCAUGCGCGUGUUCGUCGCGGGCAAGGAGGGCGCGGCGGAGGGCGGCGCGCAGCUCGCGCGGUACGCGUGGUGGCGCGCGCAGAACGGCGGCGAGGGCACGUUCGAGGAGAUGCGCGCGUCGGACGUCGUGGGCGAGCGCAUGAAGUGCGUCGCGGAGCCCAAGGUGACGAACGUCGCGCUGUACGCGGGGCUGGUGGACGCGUACCGCGUGUGCGAGGACCGUGUGGUGGAUAUGUGUAACUUGAAGACUGCGUAGAUGGGAUACCCGGAUGGACGAAACUGAAGCAAGAUAUAGAUUGGUAGACGUGUAGUGAGGCAUCUACGAUAUUGUAUAUUAUCCUUGG